AUGGCUCCAGACGGAGUAACAACUGAGCUGGUCUCGGCUAUUUCGUCGGCUCCGCUGAGCUAUUUGAUACCUCGACAAGAUGCUGUUCCUCUUGCAGCCCCAGCCAGAGUCUCGAUCCCGCCAUUUGAAGUACCCGGAUAUGGCAGAAACGAAGCUUUAAAGUUGAUGGAAGAUGCCACAUUUAUGGAAGAAGUGUUGUCGUUUGUUAAUUCGAACAUCCCGGAGCUGCAAAGCCUUCAAUUCAAAAAACCUGCAUUCAGCAUCACACAUGCAUAUCCAUCUGCACCUUCAAAUGCUUCAAUACCACCGCAACUCGAGGAAUUCAGACACAAACUCGAAGAAAAAGUUGGUAGAAUUCUGCGAGGUCAACACAUCAAACCUGAUUUCAAGGUAAAACGAGUGGCAUUGGCCAGCGCCGCAGAGGUGGAUGCCGGAAGAGAAACCGAGAGCGCGGUCUCUUCCAUACCCGAGUCGCCUAUCAAGCGUCCCAUUGACGAGCUUCAGAAAGAGCACAAGAGACGAAAAAUAGAGUACCAAGGAUCCAAAGAAGCAGAGCCAAAAGAUGCUUUCAAGUCUACUGAAGGGAAUCAGAAGGCUAAGAUAGAGCUGGUGAAUCUGCUUCAACGGAUAGGUCUUACUGAUAAUGAGGUUGAUUUUGGCGACAGAACUUGUUGGAAGCCUUUGGUUGAAGACGAUGAUUGCGAGUCCUCUGAAACUUGCUAUAUGCUUUCUAACCAGGCUAUGACAUUGAUCCAGUCAUGCUUGCUCCGAUUACGAAACUCUCGCCAGAUGCUCGAACUUGAGACUCAAUAUCUGCUUCGGAUUCAAAAAUGCAUCCGUUUGACUCUGGAACCCAUGACAGAGAAAACAUGGACCCACAUGAACAAAAAUAAUACUUUGGUGUUUCUAGCCAAGCAUGUUUGUGCCGCCUGUCUGACAUACUUCUCUUUACUGAAGUCUGGUAGCUCCGAGAAACAGCUCAAUCUGAGCCCUCUCAUGGAGACAAUUGUCGAUACUAUAUAUUCCAUAGUUGACGAUGGAGUUCGACCAUUUUAUGCUACUGAAACUGAAACUUCUGCCCCAUUGGAGCUGGUGUUGAGCAUAUGUUCUGUCAUCAACGAACUCUCAGAUUACAUCAGAGAAAAUACUAUGGAUGAGAGUAUUAUAACACGACUGGAAUACCUCACGAUAAAGGUGCUAUUUUUCAAUGUCCCAAACAAAAGAGUUUCUUCUGGCUGGGACAUUGCCAAACUAAGACUUAGCUUUAGCGAGUUACUUUCUGCCAUAUUCUCUUCAGCUGAAAGCCAAAGAUCUUACAUCAUUGAAGAGUUAUGUCUCAAUUUUGAUAAAACUCCUUCCACCAGUUCAGCAGCAAGGUCCUUCAAAACAUCUCGAGGGUUAUGCGUGAGCGUUUUUACGAUGCUGACGGUCAAUCUUGUGACGGAGUCGUUUUCUCCCCAGACCUUCGAUUUCAACGAGGACUUCUGGUCAAUUUUCCAUUCCCAAGAUGCAAAUAUUGACAAUUCCAAGAAGCAAGCUCUACAAUCGACGUUGGAUCGUUUUGAACUGUUUAUUGACGAACAGACGACAAAACGGGACGAAACAGUGUCGAAUCUCACCAGCUCGUUACUAUCCAAGAUCGUGACCGAUUCCGAAAUAACCACCCGCAAAAUAUUCGAAAUUUUCGUGGAGGAUCUUCUGGCGAUGAUGGAAUUCCCCGAAUGGCCUGCUGCUGAGACGAUUUUAUUUUUUCUCACGAAAGGCUUGGUGUAUAUGGCAACAUCAGAAGAGCACAAUGCCGUGAUAGAGGCCUUUGCUCUGGAGAUGAUCGGGCUUAUUGGGUGUAAGAUCGUCGAAUUAAAGAAAUUGGGAUUGAAAGCAAUGACUUUGGAAGGGUUCCAAACUGUUACUGGAAGCUACUUUCAAUCUCUAUUUUUUUUGCAGGAUCAUUCACCAAGAGCUUAUCAGUAUCUGAGCUUGAAUAUGCUUUCGCUGGUUCGAAUGGCACAGACUAAUAGGUCAGAGGUUUCCCCGGACCAAAUAUCCAGCAUUUAUGAAAUUUACCUCAAUUCUAGGAGCGAGAAAUGUCUUAGAAUCGACCAAUUGGAAGUCAUUGAUUUAAAAGAAGAGGAUCCUCAUCAGAAUGUCAUGGCUGCAGGUCAACUGGUCACUCUAUACGAGAAGUUUCUGUCUCUUAUGUUGUCCUCGCUUAACCACCCCCGAAUAAAAGCAAGAACAAGGGCUAUAAAAAACCUUGCGCUACUCACGAAUAUUCAGCCCGCAAUUAUUUUACUUCCCGGUGUGAAAGAAGCUGUUGAGCUUAGAAUCAAGGACGAGUCUUCGUUGGUUAGAGACGCAGUGGUGGACUUCAUGUCUUCGUAUUGCAAGGCCAACUCCGGGACUUCUUUGAGUUUUACGCCCUUAUUGUGUCAACUCAUGUCGGAUGAUUCAGUGGCUGUAAGGAAAAGAGUUAUAAAGACAUGUAAUGAACUCUACAUGCUCACUGAUCAGACUAUUCUCAAGACCAUGAUAUCGCAGCAUUUUCUUCUGAGAAAGGACGACGAAGAAACUUCUAUCAGAAAACUGGCCGUCGAAAUCUUGCUAGAGCACUGGGUGAAUCCCUUGGUGAAAUGCGAAGAAGAAGGCAAUGAUCCGACGUUGAUAGCAUCAGAUAUCAUGAAGGUGAUCCUCCCAGUAUUGGACCAAAGCGACGAAGCUUAUGCCCUGGUACAUCGGUUUUUUGUUGAGGAUAUUCUCCACAAGGGUGAAAAGCCUCAGAAAUAUUACGAUUCAAUAUUGAACAUGUGCAACCAUCUUAUAGGCACGGCUUCGAAUUGGGUUUCCUUCGAAGUUCCCUCCGAAGAGCCCAGUCCCGAGACCAAACGAUCGAUGCUGUUUCUGAGCAUGAUCGCUAGUUGUGAUGGAAUGUUAAUAUCUCAGGAUCUGCUAGUAUCACUGCAAUGUUUUCUGGAAGCUUCAGGGUGCAUGUUUUCCUAUUCCUUGGAUAUCUUCAGAGACGUAUUGGUGGUGAACAGAAACCUGAAGCCAGACUUCGCCAGGACUUGUGAGUCGGUCUUAUUGCAAAGACUAACCAAACUCGAUAAUAGGGAGCUGGCUGAGACUGUUAGAUGUAUUUGGCUUUUCUCAAACAUUACAGGUGAUUCCAGAAGAAUUGCUUCUGCUGCCAUUUCAUGCAUUAGGCUGAUCAAGCCGUUUGCUGAUUCUGCCAUGUCCGGCUUGAGUGUGAUCUACGACGGAAAACUAAUGAGGCUUUUAUCGUUAAUAGGUCAUUUUGGAUCAUUCUGUCAGUUUGACCAGCCUGGAACAAAAGACAUCUUUAUUUCAGCAAAGUUGGGCCUAAAGACUAACGAUACCGUUCGAAGCCUUCUGGUGAGAAUUCUGCUGUGUUUCUCUGGCCCAAAGGUUGACCGUUCCGUGCGGUCUCGGGCCAUUGAAAAUUUGUUGAACAUCUGCACAUCUGAUCCUAUUCUCUUCAAAACUAUGGCAAUCAAAAACAUUCUUUCUGUGUCUCUGAACGAGAGCUCUGAACUGGAGAGGCCUACCAAGAAGGUCAUCAUCAAUGCCUUCACGAGACUUCUACAGCAUGCGGAAAAAGAGACUCUAAAGCGAGUGGGAUUGAACAUCAAUGUUUCCGGAAGCUCCAAGAUCGAUAUAACUGCAUUUCACGGCGAGUCCAACAAUUUCUUGGUGGAUGCCAUCUGUACGUCUUUGGUGCAAGAUCAUCUGCAGCCAAUCUUAGGAGCAUGUCUCCAAGAUGAAACAGACUACGCAUUUACAGCUACAAAACUACUCAGUCUGAUUAUCCGCCUUGGACUUGCCAAUCCAAGAAUUUGCAUAGCGACAGUUAUUGCGCUCGAGUCUUCCAGCAAUGCUGGAACCAGAGAGAUAGCAUUGGCGAUACACCAAGAGCUUUACGAGAAACACGAGUCUUUGAUAGAGACCAGUUACACAGAAGGAUUCAGGCUUGCUGUGAGUUAUCGAAAAAGAGUCUCGAGUCGUUUUUAUGUGGAGUUUACGUUUCUCCACUCGUUUUUUGGAGUCUUCAAAAACAACGUCACCAGCAGACGAAAAGCACUUUCCACGUUGGGCCGCUCUUUCUGCUUCAACGAAGUCAGAUUUUCAACUCAAAAUGCUGCUCUAGAGUAUCUGGAUUAUAUUUCGUAUAUUUCCAGAUGUUUUAAUGCCAUAACUUGCAACACACUCGAGGAAGCUUAUACAGUGGUGAAGGCAAUAACCGUCGCAGUAUGCUCCCCAGGAUAUGAUAUUCUUUCAAAGCUUGAAACAUCACCCACCACAAAAUCCUAUUUGUUCGUCUUGAGAGCGUAUUUGGUGCUUUUAAGGCUUAACCACUCUUUUAUGGUUCGAUAUGGUCUGAAUCUCGACACAAUUGGGGAUUUUUCAGCAGCCAAAGGAGAUAGAAGUCUACGAGUACCUCCUAAAGCUCGUAAUUUACACACAAAUAUUGAUCUACACGAUCUAGACAUCGAAUGCUUGAAAAUUGAUAACGACAAAACCAACAUGGAGCUACAGACCAAGCUUAGUUUCCUACUAUCAUCGACAAGAGAAGGUGAUCUUUAUGAUUGA
Kuraishia capsulata CBS 1993 is the source of this 4605-nucleotide messenger RNA. RefSeq lists its product as uncharacterized. Gene Ontology annotation, molecular function: chromatin binding. Gene Ontology annotation, cellular component: Scc2-Scc4 cohesin loading complex. Bases 1 to 4605 code for a protein of 1534 amino acids. Gene Ontology annotation, biological process: establishment of protein localization to chromatin; regulation of gene expression; establishment of mitotic sister chromatid cohesion. The record is from RefSeq and is a predicted model, not a curated record. The transcript is spliced from 2 exons. NCBI's taxonomy places the organism in Eukaryota, Fungi, Ascomycota, Pichiomycetes, Pichiales, Pichiaceae.